Sycon ciliatum is the source of this 8374-nucleotide messenger RNA. RefSeq lists its product as uncharacterized. The coding region runs from base 211 to 7326 and encodes 2371 amino acids. The record is from RefSeq and is a predicted model, not a curated record. The transcript has 44 exons. NCBI's taxonomy places the organism in Eukaryota, Metazoa, Porifera, Calcarea, Leucosolenida, Sycettidae. Gene Ontology annotation, molecular function: zinc ion binding.
UCAAAAUAGUAUACACAUUCAUUACUUGAAAACGAAAUGAACAGUCAUUUACAUUUUUACCUUUUCAAGCUUGCAGAAGAAAAUUGAUAGUGGCUGACUUCAUGCCUUGUAUUUGCUCCCGUGUGUUGCUGUGAAUGGUUUUGUCGUUCCACUGACUCUGUGGAUGGUUUCUAUCGCGAGCUGACUUGCUGGCUUUUCCCGCGUGGUAGCAUGCCUCAAAGGCACCGAAGAAGUAGUCAGGAUCGUCCAGUGGACCUAAGACCGACUUUCCAUUGCUGUCCAAGUUGCGAAAGACCCUACUCUGUGUCAUGUAACGUUAGUCAAGAUUCAGGCCCACGCUCAAGGCUCCCCUUGUUGUUGCCGUGUGGCCAUGACUUGUGUGAAGUUUGCAUCCGAGCGUGCCUGGCUGGACAGGGCCGAUUUAAGCCAUCCCGCCAUGGCUUCGUCAUAUGUCCAUUCUGCCGCGACGAAACAGCGUUUGAAGAUGGUGUCAAAAGCAUUCACUAUCUCAAUUGUGAUUGCUAUGUGACUGGGCACAUCGCCAUGCAACAGGACAACAAAGCAAGGAGGAGAAGUUCACCAUCUGACGAGACGACAGUGAAGAAGUGGUAUGGCCCUGGUGGAUUGAGCCUGCAGAUCUCAGAACGGGAGAAUGUCUUCAAUCGGCUUGCCAGGUUUUCUGACGUCAAGCUUUCUGACCCGCCAUCUUCCGAGUCGCACUCUGCGUCUCACCGCCAUCCGUGCAUAGAGUGUGAAGGCGAAUCGACAGCCUGCUGUGAAGUGUGCGAUGCCACCUACUGUGAUCCGUGUUUCGAUGAGAUCCACGAGCCGUUCAAUAUGGCCAACAGCAAGCACAAGCGUCUUCCACUCGAGCUCAGAGGUCUGAGCAGCAUUUUCUGUGCGGAGCAUCCCGGAACCAAUGUGGAGUUGUACUGUUGCGAUGAUAACCUGCCUGUUUGUGUCAUGUGCAUUGCCAACCUGGGCGCCUCUCAGAGCAAACAUUUUGACCACAACGUCGUCCCAAUCCAAACACAGCUCCCAAAGAUGCGUGAAGAGGUUGCUGCUAUGGAGAAAGACUUGGAGAUACACACCCGAAGUCUGUCUGAUGCCUUGUCGCAAACUUCGUCGACUCUAAAAGAUCUUAGGGAGUCCAGUCUGACUGUGAUGGAGAAUAUCCACAAAAAUUUUGUCCAGCUUCACCGUUGCCUUCAGAAAAGAGAAGAAGAGCUACUUAGCGAAGCACAUGACAUGGUCCAGCGACAGGCUGAUCCGGUGUUGGAUGCACGCUUGGUGUUGGAUAAGAAAAUAAAGGAUGCUGUCCGGGCAAGAGAAUGGUGCAAUCGUGCUGCAAGAACAGACGAUGAAGCAGUGCUAAGGAAGGCCUUCGUGUUUUCCAAGCAACAGAUUGGCGACCGCAAGACUGCCCAGGCUGUGUUCAGUGAAGACACCACCUACCCCUUUAGGUUCUCGAUUGAUGAGGACUUCCAUCACGUUCUGUCUUCGGCUGCUGACUUAUCAGGUGGUACAACACCCCGUGUCUCGGUGGUGGCAGUCGCAUUGGAUGAUGCCGUUGAUCCCAGCACGGGUCAGAAAUAUGUUUCUUCUCACUUCAGCUCCAGUAGCGGUUGUAGCAGCAAUACUGGCAGUGCCACAAAGGAAGAAACCACUGUUGUUGGUGCUGCUGAUAUUGCAGUGAACAAUCAUUCAGACAGCCAAGGACGCACUGAGGAGAUGGCUGCUGAAAUGCAGCGGUCGGCCUUGGAUGAUUUGGAGGGUUUGGACCGUGAUAACUCCAGCGAGAAGAAUGGCAACGUUGAGGAUGAGUGCAUUGAAUCGGCACUAUCGCCAUUGCCAGAUCUUUCGCCUAGCGUGGAAGAAAGCAUGCAAUCAGUUGGUGCAGUCACUCCUCCGCUGGCUUUGUCUGCAGCGGCGGCUCGCGCACAUCAUUAUGCACUACCAACAGACCCUGUCCAGGACAAGCGGGGUAUCAGUAGCCAACCGGCAGCCCAGGACGACUCAAUGCCACCACUGCUUACACUACAGCAGCCCGCCGCUGUAAAGACAGAAGCGACCGGUGCCAGUGCGUCCGAAAGUCUGCACGAUGCCCUUCGCUGUCACCUUGCCAACAUGCAGAACCCAGCCCAGCAAUCGCGUGGUGUAGACCUGCUGCAUUCAACCAAGACCAAGGUGGAGGUCUCCAUGCCAUCGUCCUUCCAUAACAACUGGACUCCGCGCACCGCCCCCGCACCUAGCCAGCCGCCGCCAGAACCAGCGACGAAAGCGGAGACUAGCCAGGGCUCCAGCAGGGCCACCUCCAUACCGGCAAGUGUGCGUAAAUUGGUGGAUGGAGAGGUUAUUGUUACCUACGUCGGUGACCCCAGCACUUUUGCAGUGCAGUAUGUAGAGGACCGCAAGCGCAUCGACGAGAUGAACCUUGCCAUAUCUCGUCAGGUGGGACGCAGUGACCUACCGAUUUCUAAUGCUGAAGGUGACAAGGUGUGCAGUUUCUGUCCGAGGAAAGGACAGUGGAGGCGCGCCGUUGUACGACCGCCCAGCGCUGCAGCACGCCUGGGCCUGCAACCUUCUGGUGUUGAUUCAGGCCUGACGCUGGUGGAAUAUGUCGACUUUGGAGGUGGUGCUUGGGUCAAGUGUGCAAAAUUGCUUCCUCCUGAGCUUCGUACAUGCCCACCUAUGGCUUACCAGUGCAGUCUUGCUGGAAUAGAGCCAGUGCAGUCCAAGAAGGGACCAAAGGGUGAUAGUUGGCCAAAGGAAGUUGUGGAGGCUUUUCACGCGUUGGCGUAUGAGAAGAAAUUCUUUGUCAAGGUUGUGGAUAGUAGUCGUGGCCAGCGGCACCUUGUUGACCUGCGAGGCAUCACCCGCGAUUCAACUCCAUCUGUUGUGGACGCCCUUGUGUACUCGAAACACGCCCGGUUUGCAAAGGGAGCACCACAACAGGCGGCGCCAAAGCCAACACCUGAUCUAGGUAUGCUAGAGCUUCCCACCCUACGACUGCUAGCUGACACCUUGUGUGAUGUGCAAGUGUCGUGUGCUACAUCACCUGCUGACUUCUACGUCCAGCUGCUUGAGAAUUCGGCUAUUAUCCAGCGAAUGACAGAGAAACUCACUGCCAAAUUUUCCAAUCUGUUACCAAACAAGCAAGCACCUCAUGCCUUUCCGGGGUCGUUCUGCUGUGUGCAAUAUAGUGUGGACGCUCAAUGGUAUAGAGGCAAAAUUCUCGAUCUGACCGGAAAGCACCACGCUACAGUCCAGUUUGUCGACUAUGGGAACUGUGAGGAGGUGAAGCUCACAAAACUCUACCAUAUCCCACCAGAGUACCAGAAACUGCCCUGCCAGGCUCUACACUGCUGUCUGCCAGAUCUCGUUCCCGCAAGAGGUGCUGUGACGUGGCCAUCUCGGGCUGGUGAGAAAUUGGAAAGUUGCUGUCAGAACGGCUGUGUGCUUCAGGUGACGGACGCCGUACUGGAUACCGGCUGUACACCAGUGAGUCUGGUGGAUACACAGUCUGACCAUGAUGUGAUCAUCUCCGAUGAAUUAGUGCGACUGGGAGUAGCAUCGUAUGGAUCAACUUAUGAUGAGAGUGUUCACUACCAGUCAUCUCCCCCUUCUCCGCAUAAGCCAUGGCAGCAGCAGCAUCAGCAUCAGAAGCCAUGGCAGCAGCAGCAGCAGGACCAGGACCCCAUGAAGUCAGAGUUGAGCACGGCCUUUGCUUCAAUGGAUGCGUCUGAUGAUAUCGUGUACUCUGCGAAUGAGCAUGGCCGUCGACUUGCUGCUACAGUGGAUAGCUCUGUGGAAGCAACGCGCAUGUCUCACCCAGCAUCAACACCAGCACCUGGACUGUGCCAGCACGAGCAGUCGCCCAAGGCCUUAUCUAAGCGGCCUGCCUACGACGUGUAUGACCUUCCACCAACCCGGCCACCGGGAACAACUCCACCCAGACCAAUGGGCGAUUUCCAAGACAGAAGCACCACAGCAGACUUGCACCAAUCGCCUAGCAAGCGCCCGUCACACUUUUCCUCUGCCGAUAGGCAACAGAUGAGAGCUUCUACCAGGUCCAGUGGCCCUCCUGCUCCUAUUGCUGCUGCUACUGCUGCUGCUGCGUCAAGCAACAUGGGUGCAACUCACACAGCUGGCAGAUCUUCAGCCGCAACUCAUCUUGACUUCACAGCCAGAGUCAACUCCUCUGUUCGCUCCAAGCCCAGACCGAGUGACUUCCGCAUUGGAGGUGCUGAAGAUGAAUAUGAUGAUAAUGACAGUGAUGAUGGUCCUGAGGAACACCAAGGAACUCAGCAAAGACCCCCGUUAAGCAAUGCAGCGCCGUCCCAGCGAGCCAUUACAGCUGAGGACAUCCAGCGUAUGCAGGAAGAGAAGCAGCAGCGUCACGACGAACAGUUUGCACUUGAACAGAGCCUCAUUCGCUCUGGCCAGCGCAAGGUCGCUGAGCAGGCCGUCAAAGAGGCCAGCGGUGAUGACAAUGAUGAGAAUAAUGAUGACAUCGACAACGAUAGUACAGAUAGCGACGAUGAUGAUAUUUCACUGUGGGCGUCGGAUAUUGCGCCGCGUGCACCGUUUACAACUUUCCUCUCCAAACGGACCGUGACGGUAACUGUCAUUGAAAACCCAUCUCAGUUCUAUGUCCAUGUCGAAGGGCAUGACUUUGCAGAGAAGUUCGGCAGAAUCAUGACAUCGGUAGAAGUGCACUGUCAGCAGACACAGCCCAUGCAUGCCGAGUUCUGGAAGGCGGGGGGAGUGUGCUGUGCCAUGUACAGCGAGGAUUGUGUCUGGUAUCGUGGCCGCAUCACCAAACUAUUCCCAGACUCCCGGGAAGCCGAGAUAUUCUUUGUUGAUUAUGGCAACAGAGAAGUAGUUGGUUUUGACGACUUGAGGCCAUUGACUCAUUCGUUGAGUAUUAUGCCGCAGCUGGCUACCCGCUGCCACCUCACCAAGCUGAUUCCUUACCAAGAAGGUAUCGCCAAGGAUGAGCUGGAAGGACAGUCUUCUACGAAUGGAAGUCAACUGAGAUGGUCUAAGGCUGCCAACGACGUCUUCUUUGAGCUCACCUCCAACCCAGAACUGAAGAUUGAUGUGAUGGGUCGAAGCGUCAAGGGCUCUAUACCGUGUGACGUUCUCUAUUGGAAUGGUGUUCUGGUGGACCAGGCCACAUCGAUGCCUGAAUACAAAAGUGCAUCGAAUGGUCUCAUCGAGGCUGGGCUGGCUGCUCCAUUUUCAAAGAGUGUGCAGUACACGGCUAAUGAGCCAUCAGAAAUACUUGCGGUCACCCCUCCGCCGGAAGUCUUCAGUCCACAGGUUUCUGCCAACCGCUAUCUGCCCCCCGACCUGCCCAGGUCAGCAGAAUUCUACACCUUUGUGAGAUACGUCGACGGAACGGGCUGCAUCUAUGGCAACUUGGUCGGCACUCGAGAUCAACCGGACGAUCAUAGGUACCGGAUAAUUGAGAAAUCGCUGCAAACGUACAUGAGUAAGCCUGUCAACAGGCUGCGGCCAGAAGCGGUGGUGGAGCUGGGUCAGCCCGGUUGUUUCCUUUCAAUGGAUACCCGCUGGUACCGCUGUCAUGUUACUGCCAUCAUGGGUCAUGACGAAAUUGAGGUAUACCUGGUGGAUCAUGGACGCACAGAAUUGAUCAGCAUAUCAAAGUUCAGUCCGUACCUCCAUCGACAUGACAUUCCUCAGCUGGCCAUCAAGUUCUACAUCAGGAACCUUCUUCCUGCACCCCCAGGCUAUGUGUGGCCAGAGGAGCCUGCCAACAUUUUGGAGGAAACCGUCCUUGAGCAGAAGCUGAGCAGCAGGUUUGUGGCUGCAGCCGAGGGCUAUAAGCCUGCAUGCUUUGACAUGAACUUGCGCUCCGGAGUAAACGUUUUCAAGCUCAUGGCGGCCAAGAAGAUGAAGGAUAUUCCGUUCCUGUCCGCUAAGGACCUGGAAACUGUCGACAAGGUGGGAGAGAAGGAUGAGCUGGCUGUGGUCGCUACGGACCCAGCUAGUUUAGAAAGUGGUGGCUGCUCUGCUGACUCCCACAUCUCGUCACGGCACCCUCCAUCGCGGACGAUGUGCGGCAACUUUCCAGCCCUGCGCGCACCAGCCGACUACGCUGUUAGCAUGAUGUCCACACCUCACCCCUCCCAGCUGCCACAGCCCAGCGAGCACUUCUUCACUGGUGCAGAUACAAGUGUCCGUGCUGGUGCUGAUGUUACUGUUACCCAUGAUGCUGGUGAUGCUAAUGGUGGUCACAGUGGCUCUCCCACACACACCGCCAAUCUUGUAACGCUUCCAAACGGCUUGGUGUCACCUGAUGACCUGGUUUCAUCAGGCACCUUAGUGUCACCAAGCGACUUUGUGUCGUCGGCUAGCUUAGUGUCACCAAGCGACUUUGUGUCAUCAGCUAGCUUAGUCUCGCCAAAGGACUUAGUGUCAUCAAAGGACUUAGUGUCACCAAAGGACUUAGUGUCGCCAAGGGAUUUCCAAGUGCCUGAUCCAGUAGUUCCCUCAGCGUCUGACGAGGUCUUCCCUCAACAUUCACCUGUCGGUGUCUCCUGGAUGCGUCCGGAUCAUGUUGUGCGACGCAGUGCAGGCAGCACACCGGUAGGAUCAUACCGUGUGCUCUCGCCCAAGAUCUUUCCCAUUGGCAGCGAAUGGACGGUCACCAUUGGCAACGUUGUAUCGCCAGACUCUCUGGACCUGCAACCAGUUGCGUGUGUGGGGAGAGCAGUCGGAGAGGAUAUCGCCAGGAACAUGCAGUACCUUAGUAAACUGCAGGAGACCGUUGGCAAUGUGAUCAAGCUUAUGAACUCGGCUGAGUCAGAGCUGCGAACAUCUCCUCGCCUGGCCUCUGUUACUAUCGGUCAAGCGUGUGCGGUGUUGGCGCAGCAAGAUCAGACCUGGCACCGGGCAUGCGUCUUGGCUGUGUUGCCGGAUAGUCAGAUCCAUGUGCAACUUGUGGACUAUGCCAGCACCUUGACUGUACCCAUCAACCAGCUUUGUGAUAUGCCUGACAAGCUGACCCUGGUCCCUUGCUGGAUGCUAAUGGCUCGUGUUCAGGGCUUUCAACCGCUCGGAGAACUUCUGCCUGGCUCUCCACCACUGAUGAUGCCAGAUGGCCGAUGGACAGUGGAAGCUUUUGAACGCUUCAGAUCACUCACCACUGGGCGCACCAAUCAGUCACUUACGAUACGUGUCAUUGACAAUCGCCCGUCACAACUGGCCAUAGCAUUGUACUGUGACAACAUCAACAUUGCUGAGCAGGUGGCCAUAGAAGGUCUGGCUACCUACGUACCUCUAGCUCUGUGCCCUUGAGCUGCCGGGGCUGUGCUGGAUACUUGGCUGGCUUUCCUGUGUGCCAUGCUGAGUGAUUGGUUAAGUAUCCCGCCAUCAUGAUCCAGCAUGAUUACACUGUGCCAGUGGGUUCUGGUGGCUGUACGGUGUGCGAGUUGUAUGUAGAGGGAAGCGCUUAAUGAGAUGGUCAACACUUCAACCAUUGCGUGAUGUAAUGCGCCAGUGUUUUACAGAAGCAACAGCAGCUCCUGCGUAGGCCAGAGCCAACAGAUCUAGUGCCCCGUUUUAAUCUGUGCUUCGAAUGGUCCUUUUCUCCGUUCUGCUCCAAUUGCGUGUUCAACCAUAAGUAUUGCUUUCAAACAUACUCCCAACUGCAUUUUUUCCAGCUUUGCUCUUUUUUGUUCAAGUCCCAUCUUUGCUCCAGCUCGAACAGCAAAUUUGUGUUUCUGUGUGCAUGGUUGUUUUUAAAUUUUUACUCUUUUUGCUCCUAUGAUUGUUUUGAUACGUUUGGUGUAUUACGGUAUGUGGGAAGACCACCAGCAUGUGUACCUCGUUUGCCAGCCAUAUAUCUGAGUCAUCAUCUCCUGCUUUUUAAACUGUCAGAAAAGCAAAAGCUGCCUUAUAGAUUCUUCAACUGUCUGCACUCUUCUGAGAUGAUUACAUUCUUGACUACCCUUUUGAAGUGUUCUAGUCCAUCUCGUUUGUCCUGUAUGUUUGUUUUUGUCUUCUGUUGUCUCCGUUUGUCUGCUUUCUUUUAAAGUGGUGACAUAGUCAUUCUUCACUUGUCCACAUUCCAAAGCUGGUGACAUAAUCAUUAUACUGCUGCUGUUCUGACUACCCUUUUGAAGUGUUCUAGUCCAUCUUGUUUGUUUUGUAGUCUUCUGUUGUCCUGUAUGUUUUGUAUUGCCGCUGAUAUUGAUGUGCUGCAUGAUCGUAGUCGUUCUGCAGCUGUAUUAGGUUUCAGUUUUUCUUACUUGUGGUGCGUACUGUAUCCUUGUGCUGCCUGAUGCUCGCUCAGUGUGAAACUGUUACUUGGGCUGUUGCAACCGACCAUUCUGACAGUUCUGAA